Neurospora crassa OR74A is the source of this 495-nucleotide messenger RNA. RefSeq lists its product as hypothetical. The transcript is spliced from 2 exons. The coding region runs from base 1 to 495 and encodes 164 amino acids. Lineage: Eukaryota; Fungi; Ascomycota; Sordariomycetes; Sordariales; Sordariaceae. The record is from RefSeq and is a predicted model, not a curated record.
AUGUACCCGUAUCAACGGCCGCUUAAACUUAAAUCACCCAAACCCACGCGAGAACCGCCGGCACGCUCCGACGGGGGGGCGCUCCAGGGGCAGCGCUCCAUGGCGGGGCCCGCAACGGACCUUACCCCACCGGCUCCCGAAGUGUGGAGUCCUCCCGGCUUAGCCCAACCUCGGCGCGGGCCCGACCCGUCUGCCACAAUCAUGAGGGUCAGCGUUGAUUCCAUCAACAUCGGGGAAUCACUCAAAAUAUUAUUCGCCAGACCCCGAGGAGAAGACUGGGCGACUGACGAAGGUCUAGGAAGCGACUCUGUUGGUAACCCAUGCAGUCGGCAACAAUCUGGAGCAGUGAUGUACAUCCUUGUCUUCGCAGCCAUCCGCCGAGUCGCUACCCGUAACAGGGACCUUGGCGAGACGUCGUUAGGUGUCGAUACAUGCCAUCAAGGUUGCUGCUUCACUGUCACCUUUGUCCAGGAAUCGGCAAGCUUCGUUGGAUGA